GGCGGCGGCCGUGGCCGGCAGCCGUAGAGGAGGGGCCCUAGACUGGGGUGGCUGGCGGCAGCUGCCUCAGUGACGACUGCCGGUAUCGCGGCGACCUGAAGAGACCAAGCCGCGGGCCCCGCUGCUGCCGCCUCUCCGGCUGUCUUCUUUCUCUCCCGGCGGGGGCGGCAGGAAUGGGCCCCAACCGCCGCGGGCCCCGCACCCUGCGCAGCCCGUAGGCCCCAGUAGCCGGAGGCCAGCCGGCCUCUCUUUACCCCUCGCCCCAGCCAAACCGUUCCCACCCCAAAUCCCCGGAAAGGAAGAUGAGGGAGACGGGCCCGGCGCUUAGCAGCCACAGCAGCAGCAGCAGCAGCAGCAGCAGCAGCAGCGGUCGGGGGAGGGUGUUUCGCCGUUUCCUCUCAGCCGCCAGGACAAGAUGGCAGCGGCCGCGGAGAGGGGUUGAGCCCGGGCUGGGUGGUGCCGCCUGCUGAAGCGCCUGGCUCCCUGUCCCCGGCACGGCCCUGCACCCCACCCUGGACAUGCUCAGGGCUGCGGCCGCCCGAAGAAGGGAGAGCGCAGGCCUCUAGGAAGGUAUGGCCUCACAAGUCUUGGUCUACCCACCAUAUGUUUAUCAAACUCAGUCAAGUGCCUUUUGUAGUGUGAAGAAACUCAAAGUAGAGCCAAGCAGUUGUGUGUUCCAGGAAAGAAAUGAUCCACGGACCUAUGUGAAUGGUAGAAACUUUGGAAAUUCUCAUCCCCCCACAAAGGGUAGUGCUUUUCAGACAAAGAUACAAUUUAAUAGACCUCGAGGACACAACUUUUCUUUGCAGACUAGUGCUGUUGUUUUGAAAAACACUGCAGGUGCUACAAAGGUCAUAGCUGCUCAGGAGCAGCAAGCUCACGUGGAGGCACCUCAGAUUGGGGCGUGGCGAAACAGGUUUAACUUCCUAGAAGGCCCUCAGCGAUGUGGAUUGAAGCGCAAGAGUGAGGAGUUGGAUAAUCAUAGCAGCGCAAUGCAGAUUGUCGAUGAAUUGUCCAUACUUCCUGCAAUGUUGCAAACCAACAUGGGCAAUCCAGUGACGGUUGUGACAACUACCACAGGAUCAAAACAGAAUUGUACCACUGGAGAAGGUGACUAUCAGUUAGUACAGCAUGAAGUCUUAUGCUCCAUGAAAAAUACUUACGAAGUCCUUGAUUUUCUUGGUCGAGGCACUUUUGGCCAAGUAGUUAAAUGCUGGAAAAGAGGGACAAAUGAAAUUGUAGCAAUCAAAAUUUUGAAGAAUCACCCUUCUUAUGCACGUCAAGGUCAAAUAGAAGUGAGCAUAUUAGCAAGGCUCAGUACGGAAAAUGCUGAUGAAUAUAACUUUGUACGAGCUUAUGAAUGUUUUCAGCACCGUAACCAUACUUGCUUAGUGUUUGAGAUGCUGGAACAAAACUUGUAUGACUUUCUGAAACAAAAUAAAUUCAGUCCCCUGCCACUAAAAGUCAUUCGGCCCAUUCUUCAACAAGUGGCCACUGCACUGAAAAAAUUGAAAAGUCUUGGUUUAAUUCAUGCUGACCUCAAACCAGAGAAUAUUAUGUUGGUGGAUCCUGUUCGGCAGCCGUACAGGGUUAAAGUAAUAGACUUUGGGUCGGCCAGUCACGUAUCAAAGACUGUUUGUUCAACAUAUCUACAAUCUCGGUACUAUAGAGCUCCAGAGAUUAUAUUGGGGUUGCCGUUUUGUGAAGCCAUAGAUAUGUGGUCAUUGGGAUGUGUGAUUGCAGAACUAUUCCUUGGAUGGCCGCUCUACCCAGGAGCCUUGGAAUAUGAUCAGAUUCGAUAUAUUUCUCAGACUCAAGGUUUACCAGGAGAACAGUUGUUGAAUGUGGGUACAAAAUCCACAAGAUUUUUUUGCAAAGAAACAGAUAUGACUCAUUCUGGUUGGAGAUUAAAGGAUUUCCUGUUAGAAAUACUAUUUGUAAAGUCCUGUUUUCAUAUUAUGGAUAUUUGUAAGUCCCACCUAAAUUCAUGUGACACAAAUAAUCACAAUAAAUCUUCACUUUUAAGACCAGUUGCUUCAAACAAUACUGCUACUCUGACAGCAAAUUUUACUAAAAUUGGAACAUUAAGAAGCCAGGUAUUAACCACAUCUGCUCAUUCAGUCGUGCAUCAUGGAAUACCUCUGCAGGCAGGAACUGCUCAGUUUGGUUGUGGUGAUGCUUUUCAGCAGACACUGAUUAUCUGUCCCCCAGCUAUUCAAGGUAUUCCUGCAACACAUGGUAAACCCACUAGCUAUUCAAUAAGGGUGGAUAAUACAGUUCCACUGGUAACUCAGGCUCCACCUGUGCAGCCACUACAGAUCCGACCUGGAGUUCUUUCUCAGACAUGGUCUGGUAGAACACAGCAGAUGCUGGUACCUGCCUGGCAACAGGUAACACCCAUGGCUCCUGCUACUACUACACUAACUUCUGAAGGUGUGGCUGGUUCACAGAGGCUUGGAGACUGGGGGAAAAUGAUUUCGCGCAGCAAUCAUUAUAAUUCAGUGAUGCCUCAACCUCUUCUAACCAAUCAGAUAACUUUAUCGGCCCCUCAGCCAAUUAGUGUGGGCAUUGCACAUGUUGUCUGGCCCCAGCCUGCCACUACUAAGAAAAAUAAACUGUGCCAGAACAGAGGUAUUUUGGUAAAACUAAUGGAAUGGGAGCCAGGAAGAGAGGAAAUAAAUGCUUUCAGUUGGAGCAAUUCAUUGCAGAAUACCAAUAUCCCACAUUCAGCACUUAUUUCUCCAAAGAUAAUAAAUGGGAAAGAUGUCGGGGAAGUAAGUUGUAUAGAAACACAGGACAAUCGUAACUCAGGAGGAGAGGCAAGAAAUUGCUGUGAAACAUCUAUCAGACAGGACUCUGAUUCAUCGGUUUCAGACAAACAGCGGCAAACGAUUAUCAUUGCUGACUCCCCAAGUCCUGCAGUGAGUGUGAUCACUAUUAGCAGUGACACUGAUGAGGAGGACACUUCACAGAGACAUUCACUGAGAGAAUGUAAAGGUAGUCUAGAUUGUGAAGCUUGCCAGAGCACGUUGAACAUUGAUCGGAUGUGUUCAUUAAGUAGUCCUGAUAGUACUCUGAGCACCAGUUCCUCAGGGCAGUCCAGCCCAUCCCCUUGCAAGAGACCGAAUAGCAUGUCAGAUGAAGAGCAAGAAAGUGGUUGUGAUACUGUGGAUGGCUCUCCAACGUCAGACUCUUCUGGGCACGACAGUCCAUUUGCAGAGAGCACUUUUGUGGAGGACGCCCAUCAAAACACAGAACUGGUAACUUCUGCUGACACAGAAACCAAGCCAGCUGUUUGUACUGUUGUGGUGCCACCAGUGGGACUAGAAAAUGGCUUAAAUGCUGACGAGCAUAUGACAAACACAGAUUCUAUAUGCCAGCCAUUAAUAAAAGGAAGAUCUGCCUCUGGAAGAUUAAACCAGCCUUCUGCAGUGUGUAAUCGUCAGCAGAAAUCGACAUCAGCAUUCCAGCAGCAGCAUUUGAACUUCAGCCAGGUUCAACACUUUGGAUCUGGGCAUCAGGAGUGGAAUGGAAACUUCGGACAUCGAAGACAGCAAGCUUAUAUCCCUACUAGUGUUACCAGUAAUCCAUUCACUCUUUCUCAUGGAAGUCCCAAUCACACCGCAGUGCAUGCCCAUCUGGCUGGAAAUACACACCUCGGAGGACAGCCUACUCUACUUCCAUACCCAUCAUCAGCUGCCCUGAGUAGUGCUGCACCAGUGGCCCACCUCUUAGCCUCUCCAUGUACCUCAAGACCUGUGUUACAGCAUCCAACCUAUAAUAUCUCCCAUCCCAGUGGCAUAGUUCACCAAGUCCCAGUGGGCAUAAAUCCCCGUCUGUUACCAUCCCCAACCAUUCAUCAGACUCAGUACAAACCAAUCUUCCCACCACAUUCUUACAUUGCAGCAUCACCUGCAUAUACUGGAUUUCCAUUGAGUCCAACAAAACUCAGCCAGUAUCCAUAUAUGUGAAAACUCAAAAACAGUAUAUUGAGGAAGCUCAAUGAUACAAACAUUUGAUUAAAAAUAAAACAUGGUAUUUAAUAAAUAUUAGCCAUGGCACAAGAAAAUUAUUUUUGAAUCAUGUAGACUUGGGUGCAAUUUAAACAACUUUGAGCUUUAAAAAAAAAACUCACUUUUGAUGUGUUUUGCACAUUUGGUAUAACUUGUCUUUGGUCAUGUUAUCUUCUUAUGUAGUAACUCUAGACAGGUGACUUAUGGGAGCAGAAGUCCAGUUUUGCUCCUGCUAUUUUUUAUAAAUUGCCUUCUAACUAGUGCAAGACACGUCCACAUUUGGGAAGCCAUUCUGUGUACAGACUUAGAGCAACAGAUGCACAUAUGUCAAAAUUACAGCAUACAGUGAAUUGUAUUAUCUGUGUCUUAGUGUAUAAAUGUUGGGUCACUUACCUAAAAAUUGAGCUAUUGUUCUUUACAUUUGCAUGUGUCUUUUGCAUGGGCAAAUUGUUGCCUAGACUUUGCUCUUAAAUGUUGUUCUAAUAAUCUCAGCUGCAUUGUAAACCGUUUCCACACAUAGUGCCUUAAAUAUUUGAGGUUGUUAAUGUUAUUACCUAUAUAUAAAUGUUGAGGACUGCAGCACUUAAAAUUCAGACUUACUCUUUAGUUUUCUUUUGAUAGAGUAAUGUUCAUUUUUGGUUUUGCGUGGUAUGAUUUUGGGUAGUAGCUGUUUUUUCCUUAUUAAGAGGGCAGCAUGUUUGCUAUAGCUGAAUUCUGCUGUCUGAUUUUUCAGAAUGAUCUAGCUUCAAGAAAAGCAAGCAGUUAGUAGUGCUUAAGAAAAAUUGAUUCAGUAUCUAAUGGAUAGUUGAUAACUGUCACAGCACAGCAUUUUAUAUACUGUUAAGUGAAACUGCAAUACAAUCUUAAGUUUAUUUUGAGAGUGUUUGCUGUAUAAUUGGACUUAAAAUGUUUAGAGGUGCAGUAGGCAUGACUUUGGGUAGAUAAUGAAAGAAAAUGCAAAAUGCUCACUGAUUCAUGAUGUGGUUUUAUCUUAGCUUGGGCAAACCAUGCAGUAUUUAAUAAAUAGUAGCAGAAUAUUUACUAUUGAAGCUUGAAAAGAUGUGAGUUCUUUGUGUGCAAUUUUUCAUUUAUGCAUGUGAGGGUUUGUUUUUUUUUAAGUAUUUUUACAUUGCAGUACUUGUUUUGCUUGUUGGUGAUGUUUGCUUAUUUAAUACAUUCCGUCAGGGACAGAAAUUACAUGCUUGUUUUUCCUAGGAAGUGUGUCUUGGGUUUUUCCCUUCCUUUUUGGGGGGGUGGGGCGGGGUGGGGUGGUGAUGGCAGUAGUUACGUUUAAAUGAAGUUGCUUUUACAGCACCAAAGACUUAAUCAUCCAUUUCCUAUACUUUUUGCAUAGACCUCAAGUAUAUUGUAGUGUAGAGGUGGAAUUUAAGGAAAGGUAUUAAACUGAGGCUGUGUUUAGCUUACAGGCAAGUAAUAAAUUGUAUCAUUUAUCUUGAAUGUAUCAUAGAUAAGCUGCUAUAUAACGAUUGCCACUUCAGAUAGCUGUGAAAUUAGGUGAUUAACUAGUUGUUAUUUAGCCUUCUAAUUUCUGUAUAAGUCUAAUUAUAUGAAAUAGAAGUUGGGGUUUUGAUUUUUUACUUUGCUUUUUUGUUUGGAGUGUCAUUGUAACUACUGUAUUGUAAAUGAUGGAAAAUAAUUGCAUAUGUUAUUUUGGGGUGUGUUAUUUGCAUCAGUAUUUUAUCUCUAUUAAUGUUUGUGCUCAUCACUGCAUAUGAAAGAUCUUGGAUGUAUCAAUGUAACUUAAUUUUUUAUUUUCAUACUGGCAUUGUAGACACUUGAGAAAGCUGUAUCUUGCAGGCUUGACUUAACUUUUUUUCCUUAAGAAUCUGGAAUAUAAUCUUACAGCAUUUACUGGAAUAAACAGUACAAAGCAUUUGAGUGUAAAACUCUCCAGAUGUUUUGGAUUUACAGCAUUUCUUUGAUGAAUGAAUUGUAUACCACUAGUACAGCUCUAGUACAGCGUUGACAAUAAGCUAAUAAUGGAUAAGCUUUUCUUUACUCCAUUAACACAAGCAGUGUUUUAUUUAAUAAUCAUCAAUGAAAUAAAUGUGCCUGAAAUUGAUUUUAAAAAUUACAGUAUUAGAUCAUAAAAUAAAAACCAGCAGUACAUUUUUAGUCACACUGAAAAUGAAGGACUUAAUUUUCCCCACGAGUUUCAGUGUUUUUAGUACUCAAUUCUAUGCAUUUUAUAUAAAUAGAAAUAUAUAUAUAUAAUAACGCAUAAAAAAGGAGUAGCCUAAGAUUAAUUUAAAAGAUUAUUUACAGAUGACAAAUUUAUGGAGUCACUAUUUAAGUAAAUUUGCUGCCCUCCACAGCCUUCUAAUUUUAUUUAUACAGUCCGGCAGAUUACUGGUAUCUGCUCACUUCUUGGAAAAGAAUCAAUGCUGGCAACGGAUGUUUCAGAAAUACCAAGUGCAAAGGAUUGAUUGUAUCACAACAGGUACAAAACUGGCGCAGUUUUCUUUUUUGUUCAGGGCUGUGUUUACUGCCCUGAAGUGUCAUAUUUUCUGUCUUUAAGUUCCAAGACUGAAAGUAGUCUUGUUAAAUUGACAGUAAAUGGUAAACUUCAACAUUUGCAUAAUAUAAUAGUAAUAUUUGAUAAAGGCUUAUUCCAGUUAAGUACACUGCUCUUAAUUAAUUGCAACCAUGGGCUUUUUAAUGCAUUUAAAAGUAAAACAUUUCAAAAUUUUGCUAAAUUCUACAUUUAGCAUACUGAUGAAAGAAUCUGGAUUUAUGUCCUUUUAAAACUAUUUUUAUCAGUUUUCUUUGAUUUUAAUGCUUUCUUAAAUAAAACACUGCAUGAUUUCCAAGUUGCAUAUUUGCAUACUAUUUUAAUUUACAAAUUAUUUUUUAUCAAAUAUUCUGAUAUUUAGUUGGUUUUUUUCUUUCAGGGUGUUUAAUUAAAUAUGUUACUGUAUUAGCAAAAUGUUUUCAUUUUUUAAAUCUCUACUGCUAAUUUUAAACUUGGUUUGUGUUAACUAAAAGUUAAAUCAUACACUGCAAGGUGUAGGAAGAUUUGUUUUAAUGAACCCAAUGACAAUAGAUUUGAUUACUAAGUUUGAACUGUUAACUUUAGACUUGUGGCUUUCUUUCUUUGGUUUGUUUGUUUUUGCUUUUACUUCUAUGCUACACUAGUUUGCCAUGUAGCAAUUGCACUGUGCAAUAUUACAAUAAGGACUGGGAAAACUUUUAUGGAUGUAAUGUCUAUUACGGUUUGCGAUAGUAUUUCUCUCUAGUUCUCAGUGAUUUAAAUGUGACCAAGCCUUCUGUACUUUGUCACAAAAAGCGGGUUUUCCAGGUGACUAUUUUGGUGAGUGUCAAAAUAAGAAUUUAUGGUGUAUUACUGUCAAUUCACUUUGAAUUAAAAUAUAUAUAUUGCCGCAAA
Propithecus coquereli (Coquerel's sifaka) is the source of this 7419-nucleotide messenger RNA. It is a transcript of the gene HIPK3, whose product is annotated as homeodomain interacting protein kinase 3. Gene Ontology annotation, molecular function: protein serine/threonine kinase activity; ATP binding; protein tyrosine kinase activity. The coding region runs from base 573 to 3971 and encodes 1132 amino acids. NCBI's taxonomy places the organism in Eukaryota, Metazoa, Chordata, Mammalia, Primates, Indriidae. The record is from RefSeq and is a predicted model, not a curated record. Gene Ontology annotation, biological process: peptidyl-threonine phosphorylation; peptidyl-serine phosphorylation. The transcript has 16 exons. Gene Ontology annotation, cellular component: cytoplasm; PML body; nucleus.